This is a messenger RNA of Rangifer tarandus platyrhynchus (Svalbard reindeer), 1350 nucleotides long. The record is from the annotation of a GenBank genome assembly. Lineage: Eukaryota; Metazoa; Chordata; Mammalia; Artiodactyla; Cervidae.
AUGGGUGUAAUUGCUGCCAUGAGAGAUGGUUUUGGUUUCAUCAAGUGUGUGGAUCGUGAUGCUCGUAUGUUCUUCCACUUCAGGGAAAUUCUGGAUGGGAACCAGCUUCAUAUUGCAGAUGAAGUAGAGUUUACUGUGGCUCCUGAUAUGCUCUCUGCCCAAAGAAAUCAUGCUAUUAGUAUUAAAAAACUUCCCAAGGGCACGGUUUCGUUCCACUCCCAUUCAGAUCAUCGUUUUCUGGGCACUGUAGAAAAAGAGGCCACUUUUUCGAAUCCUAAAACCACUAGCCCAAAUAAAGGCAAAGGAAAGGAAGCUGAGGAUGGCAUUAUUGCUUAUGAUGAUUGUGGAGUGAAAUUGACUAUUGCUUUUCAAGCCAAGAAUGUGGAAGGAUCUACUUCUCCUCAAAUAGGAGACAAGGUUGAAUUUAGUAUUAGUGACAAACAGAGGCCUGGACAGCAGAUUGCAACUUGUGUGCGACUCUUAGGUCGUAAUUCGAACUCCAAGACGCUCUUGGGUUAUGUGGCAACUUUGAAGGAUAAUUUUGGAUUUAUUGAAACAGCCAAUCAUGAUAAGGAAAUCUUUUUCCAUUACAGUGAGUUCUCUGGUGAUGUUGAUAGCCUGGAACUGGGGGACAUGGUCGAGUACAGCUUGUUCAAAGGAAAAGGCAACAAAGUCAGUGCAGAAAAAGUGAACAAAACACACUCAGUGAAUGGCAUUACUGAGGAAGCUGCUCCCGCCAUCUACUCUGGUAAAGUCAUUCGCCCCUUGAGGAGUGUUGAUUCAACACAGACUGAGUACCAAGGAAUGAUUGAGAUCGUGGACGAAGGGGAUAUGAAAGGUGAGGUCUAUCCAUUUGGCAUAGUUGGGAUGGCCAACAAAGGGGACUGCCUACAGAAAGGGGAGAGCGUCAAGUUCCAGUUGUGUGUUCUGGGCCAGAAUGCACAGACUAUGGCCUACAACAUCACACCCCUGUGCAGGGCUACAGUGGAGUGUGUGAAAGAUCAGUUUGGCUUCAUUAGCUAUGAAGUAGAAGAUAGCAAGAAGCUCUUUUUCCAUGUGAAAGAAGUUCAGGAUGGCAUUGAGCUACAGGCAGGAGAUGAGGUGGCAUUCUCAGUGAUUCUUAAUCAGCGCACUGGCAAGUGCAGUGCUUGUAAUGUUUGGCGAGUCUGCGAGGGCCCCAAGGCUGUUGCAGCUCCACGACCUGAUAGGUUGAUCAGUCACUUGAAGAAUAUCACCCUGGAUGACGCCAGUGCUCCUCACCUGAUGGUUCUUCAUAAGCCAAGUGGACCAGAUAACUCAAUGGGAUUUGGUGCAGAAAGAAAGAUCCAUCAAGCUGGUGUCAUUGACUAA